This is a messenger RNA of Oldenlandia corymbosa var. corymbosa, 1404 nucleotides long. The record is from the annotation of a GenBank genome assembly. NCBI's taxonomy places the organism in Eukaryota, Viridiplantae, Streptophyta, Magnoliopsida, Gentianales, Rubiaceae.
AUGCGAGAGAAGACGCUGAAGCAAGAGAUUGCCAGCUUGCAGGCCGGGAAGGGGCUCCUCGAGCAGGAGAAGCAGUCAAGCGAGGAGUCGAGGAAGGAGGAACAUGCUCUGAGACUUGCUAGGGAAUUUACAGGCCUGGAUGGCUGCUUUUUGGGCAAGAAUGGUGCCCACGGUGGGCUGGCGAGCAUCCUGGUUGGCAUGAGCAAUGAUGCUAAGGCAUUGGGGGGACAUGGUGUAGCCGUGGCUGCUCUUGACAGGAUGGAGAGCGGAAGGACCAUCAAUGCUGGGUGGCUUCAACAAUUUAUAAGGCUACAUCCUAAGAAAACUCUUCACGAAGCCCUCAAGAAAGGAUUGCAACAACUUUCUGACAGCCAGCUCCCCUUGUUUGGGCCAUUAUGCAGUGCCGUUUCUCAGAUGAGGUCCUCGACAGAGAUUGCUUCCUUCGAGGGAGAUGCUCUCACGGUGCUUCCUGAUGAUGCUGGAGAGGAGGUUCGCGUUCCGGAGUUGGCCCCAGACUUUAUCGGCAUCGAGGUGGAAUGGGAAGAGGAUUCCUCGGAGCAGGUCAGGGAAGAUGAUCAGAACAACCAGGAGCUGGUGGGGAAGGAACGUCGGCUCCUUCACCUGUCAAGGAAACCAACGAAAGCCAACCAAGCCAGCUGCCGAGUCAGAAGGAAGUUUGAACCUUCUCUUUGUAAUAGGGUUUUUGUUGCUAAGGAUUCAUACUUUAUUCAUCUCUUACAUCUAUUGGUUCUUGAGGAAGAUGAGGUUGUGAAGUUUCCCAUGUAUGCGAUGAUUUCUUCGAUUCUGAGGAAAUUUGGGGAUGUCCAUAACACCGACAAAGUAAAACUCCUCGAGAAAGAGCUUUCUGAUGCUGUUAACGCACUUAACCUACGGGUGCACUCCCCUUUGGUACAGCCCUUUAGACAGCAAGAGGAAGAAUGGAAGCGCCGACUUCACCAAUAUAACUUGGACUUCCAUGCUUCCCUGUCUCUUGAAGCAAACAUUGACGAGGAGAUGGGGAAGCUGAAGGGGGAAAACUCUCAGCUUGGGAGGCGCAAGAAAAUUGUUAUAUCUAUGUGGUUCCUCGAAAAGUUUGAUAUGCUUGCCCCGGUCGAGUCUCAAAUAAAGGUUCGCACUGAACGUUUUAUUGCUGCCAUCAACCUCCUGAAGAAGAGGACCAGAGAGGCGGAGUUCUACUCGAGGCAGGCUACUGUGCUGCAGAACAUAUUGGUGGACAACCAGAUUUCUUUACCCAUUCUCGACGACCUGGAUCUGGAGGACAAAGCGAGGGAGAGGGCAGCUGCUGAGGAGUAUCUUGUUAGACUCAAUGAUCAGGAUUGGGAGAUUUUAGAUUUGAGAGAUAAACUUGGUCAUUGUCUCCAUAUGCUUAGGUCGCUUGAAUAG